AUGCCCUCUGCCAAAUCUUCCUUGCUUUAUGCUGGCGCUGCGGGAGGAUCAUCUCAAGCUCAGCCGAACGACACUGGUUUUCGUGGCAUUUGUCACUAUUGCCACAAACCUGGACAUUGCAAGAAGAAGAAAGCUGAUCGUGCUAAAGCUGCCAAGAACAAAGACAAAGGAAACAAAGACAAGGGCUCUGGGACUCCUCGUAAGCUCUUGAUGGCUCUCUCUGCAAGCAGCAGCCACCAGCCCGUGCUCGGACCAGAGCUGUGGCUGGAUUCUGGAGCGUCAUUCCAUAUGACGCCCAUGGCUUCCUUGUUUUUUGACUACCAAGAACCGUGUGAGAGUGACGCCGUGGGACUCGGUGACUCCUCUGCUCACGACGUACUAGGCAAAGGAACAAUCAGCGUUCAGCUCUCUUCUGGAGAAAUCCGGGAGAUCUAUCCUGUGUCUUAUGUUCUGGGACUUACACACACGCUGCUGUCGAUUGGAACUGCUGCUCAAGUAGGCUUCGAUACUCUCUUCACAGCACAGGGAGCGUUCGUGCUGGAUGCCGAGACUGGAGACAAGGUUGCUUUUGGAGUUCCAGUUGAUACGCUCUACCGCCUGGAUGCUCACAUUUCUCAUUCUCAAGCAAGUUCUGUUCUUGAGUUGGUACACUCGGACGUUUGUUCGAUUAUGGUUGAAUCUUUGGGAGGCAAACGUUACGUAGUCACCUUCCUGGAUGAUUACACGCGGUACCUGAUCGUGUACCUGCUGGCUCACAAGUCAGAGGUGUUCUCCUGCUUCAGCCAAUACAAGGCUUUGGUAGAAAAUUUACACGGCUGUUUAGUUCGUGUGCUCCACUGCGAUCAUGGAAGAGAAUUCGUCUCUGGAGAAUUUGAGACGUUUUGUGCUGAAGCUGGGAUCCAGCGCCAGUAUGCUGUCCCUGAUGCACAUGCCCAGAAUGGUGCUGCUGUGAGGGUGAAUCGCACCAUCAGAGAAGCUGCACGCUGUAUGCUGCUUCACGCAGGAAUGCCAGCUGCUUUCUGGGGUGAGGCAGUUAACACGGCUGUUUAUGUUUGA
This is a messenger RNA of Selaginella moellendorffii, 1056 nucleotides long. RefSeq lists its product as uncharacterized. Gene Ontology annotation, molecular function: nucleic acid binding. Bases 1 to 1056 code for a protein of 351 amino acids. The transcript has 2 exons. The record is from RefSeq and is a predicted model, not a curated record. Gene Ontology annotation, biological process: DNA integration. Lineage: Eukaryota; Viridiplantae; Streptophyta; Lycopodiopsida; Selaginellales; Selaginellaceae.